Molecule: messenger RNA, 393 nt
Organism: Fulmarus glacialis (Northern fulmar)
Lineage: Eukaryota; Metazoa; Chordata; Aves; Procellariiformes; Procellariidae
Gene: ALYREF
Product: Aly/REF export factor
Exons: 3
Biological process (GO): mRNA export from nucleus
Cellular component (GO): nucleus
Molecular function (GO): mRNA binding
Source: RefSeq, a predicted model, not a curated record
GAACUCUUUGCAGAGUUUGGGACCUUGAAGAAGGCAGCUGUGCACUAUGACAGAUCUGGCCGCAGUCUAGGGACAGCGGACGUGCAUUUUGAAAGGAAGGCAGACGCUCUGAAAGCGAUGAAGCAGUACAAUGGAGUCCCCUUGGACGGGCGCCCCAUGAACAUCCAGCUGGUCACAUCACAGAUCGACACACAGAGGAGACCAGCACAGAGCCUAAACAGAGGUGGCAUGACCAGAAGCCGCGGUGGUUCAGGAGGAUUUGGUGGUGGAGGAGGCAACAGGCGAGGUACUCGUGGCGGGAACAGGGGGAGAGGCAGAGGAGCUGGAAGAACUUCCAAACAGCAACUCUCCGCAGAAGAACUAGAUGCACAGCUGGAUGCUUACAAUGCCAGG